AUGAUGGACGGAAUUCGACAGCGACAGCUAGCAGCAAAUGCGCAUCAAAUUCCAUCUCUAAAAGCUUCGGACACACACCCCGGUGGAGAUAUAAAGCACGGCGCUGUAGUUCAGAUAAUAAGGCUCUUGCUCAUUAUCAGCUACUUUUGCAUAUCAUGUAUCGUGAUUGUUCUCACCCAACUCUUAGGCACUCCGCUGUAUUGUAUUAAUCGAAAGUUGUAUUAUUCCUAUAUGUCAAUGACGAAGCAAUCGUUUGGCAUUUUCGUGACAACUUUGACUAAAUGGUGGGCGCCGACCGUGAUGCGCGUCAGUGGAGACCACUCUGUCGCUGGACAACUACAUAAAACAGUGGAUGGAGAAAUAGAAUGUUUAUUUCCUGAACGUCUUGUCUUGAUCGCCAAUCAUCAACUAUAUUCGGACUGGCUAUAUCUGUGGUGGGCAGCAUACACAAAUCGGCCCAAAAUGCACGGGCACAUUUUUAUUAUUCUAAAAGAAUCUUUAAAACGCCUCCCUGUAAUAGGAUGGGGAAUGAGGUUCUACGGAUUUAUCUUCAUGUCGCGGAAAUUCGCUGUUGAUGCCCCUCGAAUAUCAUAUCGUCUCCAAAAAUUGAAAGAAAUUCGUUCUGAAUCCCCAUGUGGGAAAAAAUAUCUAGAUCCUAUGUGGCUACUUCUCUUUCCAGAGGGGACAAAUGCUAGUGAUGUAGGAAGAGUACGAAGUGCUGAGUGGGCUAAAAAGAAAGGAAUCAAGGAUAUGGAGCACACACUUCUCCCUCGAAGCACCGGUACUUUCUUCUGCUUAAACGAGCUAAAGGGUACUGUGGAUUAUCUUUACGAUUGUACCUUAGCAUAUGAGGGUGUAAAGCGAGGUGAAUUCGGCCAAGAUACGUAUACACUUCGUUCCAUGUUCCUCCGAGGACAACCUCCGCCCUCGGUGAAUAUGUAUUGGCGACGGUUUGAACUUAGCCAAAUACCUCUCCAUGAUGGAACACAAUUCGACUUAUGGCUUCAUGACCGCUGGCUUGAAAAAGAUGCACUCCUGGAGCACUUUACCACCCAAGGGCUUUUCCCACCUAGCCCAGUUCUCUCCUCCGAUACUACCCCUGACGGGUUGAUCAAGAACGACUACAUUGAAACUGAAGUGAGGACUAAUCAUUGGUGGGAAGUAAUUUCAAUAUUUAAUGUUCUCGCUACAUUUAUUCUCUCGGUUAGCUUACUGGUGAAAGGUUGGAACGUUAUGAUUAGCGGGGCAGGUGCAAUUUAA
Molecule: messenger RNA, 1260 nt
Organism: Blumeria graminis f. sp. triticale
Lineage: Eukaryota; Fungi; Ascomycota; Leotiomycetes; Helotiales; Erysiphaceae
Source: the annotation of a GenBank genome assembly